AUGGCAACAAGGGAAUGCGAAAAUUUACGCGUUGGACACGAAUAUCUGCAAAGUGUCGCUUGGCCUUCUGUUCUACGUCAGCAAGCUCACGAUCGAUGUUAUUGUAAGCGAUGCUAUUCAUCUACACUUCCAGAUACGCUUACUGUCGCUGGCUAUAAAUAUGUUAUUCCUCGUGGAUGGACUCGUUUUGCCGUAUCUGUCGACGAGCCAAUCGCUCAGGUCCACAAUGUAUGGAAGACAUGGCUUAAUUGUUACCAUGGAACGAGUAUAGAAAAUGCGAGAUCUGCUGUUGAACAUCGACAAUUACUUCUACCUUCCGAUGUGACUUUGGCAGGAAAAAAAUUAAAAAUACGUGAAGGACAUAUUCCUGGAGAGAACUACGUGUUUACUACUCCUUCGAUAACCUAUGCAGCACUUGAAUAUUAUGCUCAUACAUAUACGUUUGAAUCGCCUAAUAAUUCACGAAUGUACACGAUCAAAGUAGUAUUGCAAUGCAAACAAAAAGCAGACUCCAUUACUGUUCAGCCAGAAACAGUUGGUGCUCGAGCAAAACAAAUAGAAAUAUGUCCUCACAUUCCGAACGAAGAGUUAGAAUGGAAAACACAAAAUAGAUCUGCUGUUCUGAUCUACGGAUUAAUGCUUGAAAUAAAACCAUGCAAUGAGGACGAUAGUCCUACUGAAACAAUACCAAUCCCAGAUCAAUCACCACCAUUGAAGCAAACACGUGAUGCACCACAAUAUUCACUAGAUAUAUCGACAGAUUCAGAUGAGAUUUAUUUCACUAAGAAAAAGAUAGCAAUACUCAUUAUACUUAUUUUAUUCACUCUGUUACCAGUAGCUGCACUUGUUCUCAGUCAAAUAUACAAAGCGGAUUGUCCGAUUGAGCCACGGAUUUCUUUCUGGUUAUUUAUUUUUGGAGUUGUGGGUGCCGGUACAUUCCUUUUGCUUUUCUUUAUAGCUUUGAUCACGUUCAGAUGUUGCUCUGAAAGAUUAAAAAUUGGGCGAGGCAUCGGUGCAUGUCUUCUAUGUUUACUAAUAUUAUUCUUUCUUGCAUGGUUAAUAAUGGGAAGUAUAUGGGUAUUUCCUCUGAAAGCGAAAGUUCAAUUUGAUCCGUCUAAUACGGAAAACUAUUGUCAAAAGAUUCUAUACAUGUUCAUUUUUGGACUACUACUUGCGCAGUAUGGAUGUAUUGCUCUUCUCGCUUGUACUGGAGUUGUUACUGCUGCAUACUUUAAAUAUCGUUAUUGA
Adineta ricciae is the source of this 1248-nucleotide messenger RNA. Lineage: Eukaryota; Metazoa; Rotifera; Eurotatoria; Adinetida; Adinetidae. The record is from the annotation of a GenBank genome assembly.